Messenger RNA from Silurus meridionalis, 2162 nucleotides. Its product is annotated as beta-galactosidase-1-like protein 2. The transcript has 19 exons. Gene Ontology annotation, molecular function: beta-galactosidase activity. The record is from RefSeq and is a predicted model, not a curated record. Bases 176 to 2080 code for a protein of 634 amino acids. Gene Ontology annotation, biological process: carbohydrate metabolic process. Gene Ontology annotation, cellular component: vacuole. NCBI's taxonomy places the organism in Eukaryota, Metazoa, Chordata, Actinopteri, Siluriformes, Siluridae.
CCGAAAAAACACACUGCGUUUCUAAGAAACCAACACAUUGUAAUGUAAGAGGCUUCUUCUUUUUUAUUUUUUUGCUUAUCCUGGCGUGGAUAAAGGAACUGAUUUUUCAUUUCGUGCAAAAAAAUACAUUUCUAAAAUAUUUGGUCUUUAUAAAGAAUUGAUCACUUUAAUCCUGAUGGUGGUGGUAAACGUCAGGAGCGCGCACAGGAGGCGGUGUGUGCUGCUGCUUUUGAGUAUCACCGGGAUUAUCAUUUACCGGCACUUCAGUGGACAAGCAGAGAAGGUGAAGAUCAGCAGGAAACAUGGAUUAAAAGUGAACUCUUCGCAGUUCAUGCUCGGAGGAGAGCCAUUCCGCAUCCUUGGGGGCUCCCUUCAUUAUUUCCGUGUCCCUAGAGCCUACUGGAAGGAUCGCAUGCUAAAGAUGAAGGCUUGUGGCCUCAACACUCUAACCACGUACGUGCCGUGGAACCUUCACGAGCCUGAAAGAGGAAACUUCCAGUUCAGCGCAGGUCUGGAUUUGGAGACAUUUCUUCAGCAGGCAGCUGAUGUGGGUCUCUGGGUUAUUCUUCACCCGGGUCCGUAUGUCUCCUCAGAUCUGGACCUCGGAGGACUGCCCAGUUGGCUGUUAAAAGACAGGAAAAUGAAGCUAAGGACAAUGUAUGCUGGCUUCACACAGGCUGUCGAUGCUUUUCUGGACAAGCUCAUCCCCAAAAUGAUUCCUUUACAGUUCAAGAAAGGCGGCCCCAUCAUCGCCAUGCAAGUGGAACAUGAAUAUGGAUCUUUUGCAGUGGACAAGCAAUAUAUGUCAUUUCUGAAAGAGGCCCUUGAGUCGAGGGGCAUCAGUGAGCUUCUCAUCACAUCAGAUAGCCAUGAGGGCUUAAAGAAUGGAGGAGUUAGCGGAGUCCUCAGGACUCUUAAUCUACGGAAAAUAAAUCACGAAGACAUCAAGUAUUUGGAGUCUGUGCAGCCAAACAGUCCUGUUCUAAUUACGGAGUACUGGACCGGACGAUUCGAUGGCUGGGGAGAUCUGCACCACGUCCUUCCUGUAGAGGACAUGGUUGGAGUGGUUCGAGAAGUCUUGCGACGCGGCAUGUCCAUCAACCUUCACAUGUUCCACGGAGGAACAAACUUCGGCUUCAUGUCCGGAGCCGUGGCCAAGCCCUCUUACAAAGCUCUAAUUUCAAGCUACGAUUAUGACGCGCCUUUGUCCGAGGCCGGUGAAUAUACACCAAAAUACCACCUGCUGAGAGAACUCUUUAGUCGUUAUAGCAGUGAUCCUCUACCAGAAAUGCCAGCUCUGCGCUGGAAGGAAAGUUAUGAGGCAGCCAUCAUGUACAGACACCUCUCUUUAUGGGACGCAUUGCCUUUCACAAAGGAGCCUUUUAAAUCCAGGAGUCCUGUAAAUAUGGAGAAUCUCCCCAUAAACAACAAGAAUGGACAAGCAUACGGAUACACACUAUACGAGACCACCAUCACCACCGGAGGCUUCUUAAAAUCGGGAAACAACAUUCGAGACAGGGCUCUGGUGUUUGUCAACAGAGGUUUUAUCGGUACUUUCGACUACAAGAAUAAAGAGUUAGCCGUUUCUGAUGGGAAGGAGGCUCGGACGUUGAGUUUGCUGCUGGAAAACUGCGGAAGAGUGCACUCCGGCUAUGCAAUGGACAAUCAGCGCAAAGGGAUUGUCGGAGACGUUUUACUGAACAACAUGCCUCUUAGAGACUUCACAAUUUACAGCCUGGAUAUGACCCAGAGCUUUAUCGACAGUUUGUAUAGAGCUCCGUGGAGGUCUCUCCCUCAGAAGCCAAUUUUUCCGGCAUUUCUCCAGGGAAGACUUUUUGUGGAUGGAUACCCAAGUGACACAUUCGUUAAGAUGCCUAGCUGGAGCAAAGGCGUGAUCUUUAUCAACAGCCAGAAUGUGGGACGUUAUUGGCACGUGGGCCCCCAGCAGGCACUCUACAUCCCAGGACCUUUCCUCAACAGUGGAAUCAACCAAGUCAUUGUGUUCGAGGAAGAGGAAUCUGACUUUAAACUCCAGUUUGAAAACAGUCCUGAUCUGGGAAUGAGCGUCGACAUUCAGUGACCACAUGAUGGACCCAGUGAUACAGGGCCAAACCCCAAAGGGUACGGUGAUUACAUGCAAACUAAAUCUAUACGAUUAUUAU